This is a messenger RNA of Fusarium vanettenii 77-13-4, 1287 nucleotides long. RefSeq lists its product as uncharacterized. NCBI's taxonomy places the organism in Eukaryota, Fungi, Ascomycota, Sordariomycetes, Hypocreales, Nectriaceae. The transcript has a single exon. The record is from RefSeq and is a predicted model, not a curated record. The coding region runs from base 1 to 798 and encodes 265 amino acids.
AUGCACGUACUACACGGCUUCGGCCAGCGACGCAAGUCGUCUCGCCGCCCUCGCGACCUCCAUAUUCGAAAGGUCUCCUUCUCCGGAUCCUCUCUCUCUUCCGGCUGCUCUCUCUCCUCCUCAUCCUCCACCAUCUCCGACGCCUCGACACCUACACCUACGCAAACACCCAUCGCCACAACCCGACCCGAGAUCGAUCCUCUUGCUUCACAUCCCGCCUUCCACGCCCCGCCUCGGCUGUACGAGAGGCCCUUUAUCCGCUUGGAUGAGCCUGUGUUUUACGGUGGCAAUGACGAAGAGGAGGAGCAGUAUGCUGAGCAUGAGACUGCUCAACCUAUCGAGAUGGCCUUGCCUCCUCAUGUGAGCCCAAUGGAUGUGGCCGAUGAGCAGUGCAAGGAGCCUCAGGAUUACUUCUUUACAACACUAUCUAAGCGACCGCCGAUGCCCCGAUCACGGUGGUCCGAGUCGACCAUCCAAACUCUGGACCAAUUCGACAAUUCCGACUCUGAGGACUCGGAUGAGAUUACCCAGUCCGAAGAGUCUGACGAUGAGGACGACAAUGCCUCAGUUCUUGAGAUGCGACGUCUUACCCGUCGUGCCUCAGCCCUCAAGACCAUCUCUCUCAACGCCACCUACACCCCUCGAACCGGUCCCGCCCCCAAGCGUCCUCCCAUGCGCUCUCUUGACUCUGUCGACAACUUUAUCCGUCGUGGAGGAUGGAAGCGUCGUGGCAUUGUCUUUCGACAAGAAGACAUGGAGAACCAGCAGCGGUGCGAGGCGGACCGCGCAAGCUUCUAAGCAAGCAACCCUUUCCUUCCAUCUCUCUCUUUUUUCAGCAUGCCUUAUGAUUUCUUCGAUACCCCAACCUCUUUCAACUCUGCUUCUUCUCUUUCGUUAAAUGCGUGGAAUAUCACGGGAAGAAUGAUAUCUCUUUUAACCUUUUUUCUCCUAACGGCUGGUUCUUUUUAUAUAUCCUACCACCUCCCCAUAAACUGGGCUUGGUCUCUUCUAUCAUCUUGAUUUCAUAGCUUGGAGUUUCUUUACAUGACAUGGCCUAUUGAGCCUUUUGGGAAAGCACAAAAAGCGGGUUUCAUUUUUUUUGGUCAAUUGGGAAACGCUGGUAUGCGUUAUGGGAUUCACGGCUUCAAACCGACCUUGACACCUUUACUACCUCUACUACAACCUCACCUCACUUUUUUUUUUUGGCGGCAAAUAUCUUACUCCAUAUCCUCUACUACGUUAUCUACAUAGGCAUCUUUGUAAUGCACCAAUACUAUCUCUUGCCGC